Messenger RNA from Elgaria multicarinata webbii, 5392 nucleotides. It is a transcript of the gene AP2A2, whose product is annotated as adaptor related protein complex 2 subunit alpha 2. The record is from RefSeq and is a predicted model, not a curated record. Gene Ontology annotation, molecular function: clathrin-cargo adaptor activity. The transcript has 23 exons. Gene Ontology annotation, biological process: intracellular protein transport; clathrin-dependent endocytosis. Bases 136 to 3036 code for a protein of 966 amino acids. NCBI's taxonomy places the organism in Eukaryota, Metazoa, Chordata, Lepidosauria, Squamata, Anguidae. Gene Ontology annotation, cellular component: membrane coat; AP-2 adaptor complex.
GCUUGCGCUCAGGAGGGCGCAGCGUGGGCGGAGAAGCGGCUCCAGAGGCUAAAGGUCCCCGGAGCGAGUAGCGGCAGCAGUCGCCGUCGUAGUAGUGGUGGAGGUGGAGGGGAGAGCCUUUGCUUUGUCGCCAAGAUGCCGGCUGUGUCGAAAGGGGACGGGAUGCGGGGCCUGGCCGUCUUCAUCUCCGAUAUCAGGAACUGUAAAAGCAAAGAAGCUGAAAUAAAAAGAAUAAACAAAGAACUGGCAAACAUUCGAUCCAAAUUUAAAGGCGAUAAAGCCCUUGAUGGCUACAGUAAGAAGAAGUAUGUCUGCAAGCUCCUUUUCAUCUUCCUCCUGGGGCACGAUAUUGAUUUUGGUCACAUGGAAGCUGUGAAUCUAUUGAGUUCGAACAAAUACACAGAGAAGCAAAUUGGCUAUCUAUUCAUCUCCGUACUUGUGAAUUCAAACAGUGAGUUGAUACGCCUGAUAAACAAUGCAAUCAAGAAUGACUUGGCCAGCCGCAACCCCACUUUCAUGGGACUAGCUUUGCACUGUAUUGCCAACGUGGGUAGCAGAGAGAUGGCAGAAGCAUUUGCUGGAGAAAUUCCAAAAAUACUUGUAGCUGGAGACACUAUGGAUAGCGUGAAGCAGAGUGCAGCCCUGUGCUUGCUCCGAUUAUACAGAACAUCUCCUGACUUGGUUCCUAUGGGAGACUGGACAUCAAGAGUUGUGCACCUUCUCAAUGACCAACAUCUGGGCGUGGUUACUGCUGCUACCAGUUUGAUCACUACACUGGCACAAAAGAAUCCAGAUGAAUUUAAAACCUCGGUGUCUCUGGCUGUCUCCAGACUCAGCAGGAUUGUGACGUCUGCAUCGACUGAUCUCCAGGACUAUACAUAUUACUUUGUUCCUGCUCCAUGGUUGUCUGUAAAGCUUCUAAGACUGCUGCAGUGCUAUCCACCCCCAGAAGACCCUUCGGCACGAGGUCGUCUCACAGAGUGUCUGGAAACUAUUCUUAACAAAGCUCAAGAACCUCCAAAAUCCAAGAAAGUGCAGCAUUCCAAUGCAAAGAAUGCAGUGCUGUUUGAGGCAAUCAGUUUAAUUAUCCACCAUGACAGUGAGCCAAACCUGCUUGUUCGUGCCUGUAAUCAGUUAGGCCAGUUCUUGCAGCACCGGGAAACUAAUCUUCGUUACCUAGCAUUGGAAAGCAUGUGCACGCUUGCCAGCUCUGAGUUUUCACAUGAGGCCGUGAAAACACACAUAGAAACAGUUAUCAAUGCAUUGAAGACGGAGAGAGAUGUAAGUGUACGGCAGAGAGCAGUAGAUCUCCUGUACGCCAUGUGUGACCGAAGCAAUGCCCAGCAGAUUGUAGCUGAAAUGCUGAAUUACCUGGAAACUGCUGAUUAUUCUAUUAGAGAAGAAAUUGUACUGAAGGUUGCAAUUCUAGCUGAGAAAUAUGCAGUAGACUACACCUGGUAUGUAGAUACCAUCUUGAAUUUGAUUCGAAUUGCUGGAGACUAUGUCAGUGAAGAGGUGUGGUACAGAGUCAUUCAGAUAGUUAUUAACAGAGACGAUGUGCAAGGAUAUGCAGCAAAGACCGUCUUUGAGGCUCUUCAAGCACCUGCUUGCCAUGAGAACUUGGUAAAAGUAGGUGGCUACAUCUUAGGAGAGUUUGGAAAUCUGAUUGCUGGGGAUCCGAGAUCUAGUCCUCUGAUCCAAUUCAACUUGCUACACUCAAAGUUCCAUCUGUGUAGCGUCCCAACUAGGGCGCUGCUUCUAUCUACUUACAUCAAGUUUGUGAAUUUAUUUCCUGAGAUAAAAAUUACCAUUCAAGAUGUACUACGCAGUGAUAGUCAGCUAAAAAACGCUGAUGUUGAGCUACAGCAGAGAGCUGUUGAAUACUUGCGGCUCAGUACAAUCGCAAGUACAGAUAUCUUGGCAACAGUGUUAGAAGAAAUGCCUCCAUUUCCAGAGAGGGAGUCUUCCAUUUUGGCCAAGCUCAAGAAGAAAAAAGGGCCCAAUACAGUCACUGAUUUGGAAGAGACAAAAAAGGAGAGAAAUUCUGAUGUGAAUGGCGGCACUGAACCUACACUUGUAAACGCCAGCACUGCGUCUACCCCAUCUCCUUCAGCAGACCUUUUAGGUCUUGGUGCAGCCCCAGUCACAAAUUCUGUUCCACCCCCGACGUCUACGGGUAGCUUGUUGGUGGAUGUGUUUUCAGACACUUCUGCAGCUCCUGCAUCUCUUGCUCCAGGUUCUGAAGAUAACUUUGGAAGUCCUGACCUGGCUUCAAGUGAGCAGGUAGUUUCUGAGGAACCAGCUGAUGCUGUGCAUGAUGCUGAUGAGCUUUUUCACAAGUUCGUUUGCAAAAAUAAUGGAGUCUUGUUUGAGAAUCAGUUACUACAGAUUGGUCUGAAAUCUGAAUUUCGACAGAACCUGGGUCGGAUGUUCAUAUUUUAUGGUAACAAGACUUCAACACAGUUUUUAAAUUUUGUUCCAACACUAAUCUGUUCAGAUGAUCUUCAGUCAAGUCUGAAUCUGCAAACCAAACCUGUCGAUCCCACUGUGGAGGGGGGUGCUCAGGUACAGCAGAUUGUAAAUAUUGAAUGCAUAUCGGACUUCAUGGAAGCACCAGUCCUAAAUAUUCAGUUCAGAUAUGGAGGGACAUUGCAAAACUUCUCUGUGAAGCUGCCCAUCACACUGAACAAAUUUUUCCAGCCCACGGAGAUGGCUUCUCAAGACUUCUUUCAGAGGUGGAAACAGCUGAGCAACCCCCAACAAGAAGUGCAGAACAUCUUUAAAGCAAAUCAUCCAAUGGAUACAGAAAUUACAAAGGCAAAGAUCAUUGGCUUUGGCACAGCUUUACUGGAAGAAGUAGAUCCUAAUUCUGCUAACUUUGUAGGAGCUGGUAUAAUACACACAAAAUCAAUCCAGAUUGGAUGUUUGAUGCGUCUUGAACCUAACCUACAGGCACAGAUGUAUAGAUUAACACUACGAACAAGUAAAGAAACAGUAUCCCGGAGGUUAUGUGAAUUGCUCUCAGAACAAUUCUGAACCAUAACGCAAGAUCAAUUCUGAUUUUCCAUUUUUGCCAUUGUCCUUGUCCUGCUCCAGAAACAUCUUGUGCACCAGUGUCUGCAAAAAUAACUGCCACCACUUUCACAUCCCUGCCUUAAAAGGACCUGUCCCUUUUAUGUGAAAUAAAAUAUAUGUGUGUAACAUAAAAUUACUUAACUGUGAAAAAAAUGGCUCUUAGAUUUCUGGUGCAAAGAGGCUGGGAAGUCUUGUGUGUCUUGACUCAAUUGUGCUCCAUAUAUUUUGGCAGAAGCUGGUUUUAUUAAAAUUCACUUUGAAUAUGAUUAACAUUGAUUUAAAUGAAACUUCUUUUUUGCUGGAAGUGCCACUGUAAAAUGCUAGAAGCAUGUUGCUUUGGCACUUUUUCUAGCACUCUGUUGCUCCGGCAAUGAAGUUCUGCUUAAUGGGUUGUACUGUUCAUCUUGUUACUGUGCUCUGUUGCUCAAGCUUACGUGGCUCAACUCCCACAAAGGAGUGCAGUAGGAGUUUUCGUGGUGUGUGUGGAAGGCACUGCUUUAUUACUGCUCUAAUGAAUUUCACUGGUGUCCCUUUAUUUGAAGAGGGCUGUGACAGGGCAUUUGUCUCCUGAAGGUCGUUUUGGCGGCAUAAGCACAUAUUCUGAUUCAUACUUUAACAUCCUCACACAACUUGCUUUAAAGAGCUUUAAAUUGCACCCAUUCUUUCCCCUCCAAGUUCUGCACUACCAAAGAGUACUUGUCUUGUCAGAUGCUAAAGCUGGGUUCUGUGAUACAAAGGUUUUUUUUCCAAAGCUCUGGUUGAUCCAAGUAAACAUCAUUUCACUUGGGUUGCAAAUAAUUCAAGAACCACUUACAGUAUUCUUACACUUGAAAGUAUUCUCACUUUCCUAUGCCUCUGCAUUCUCCACCCCCCCUUUUCAGUCUAUAUGUUGCUUAUGUGAAUUUCCCAUUUAAUACUUUCUAGAUCAUACAGGUGGCUAGCUGGCUCUGAUCAUGGAUAGUCAAGCUUAUUCAGCCUUGAAAUAAAUUAGGGGCUUCUGCAAGUAUGAAGGGCACUGCCUCCCUUUUCUCUUAAACAAUUGUGCCAGAGCACUUUUUGUGUAAGACUGCUCUAUUUUCAAAAAGUGUAGUCAUGGUGUAGAUUGCAUUUGUUGCUUUGCACGAUGUUUGAAUUUGUCACGUAUCAUACAAAAGCAGCCUGGCAACUUCUUUGACAUAAGCGGAAUUUUUCAUAAGCUAGCUUCAGUCAUACAUCUCUGAAGGGCUUCUAAGCAAUAAAUGGUCACUACAAUUCUAUAUGAAAGCGGAGGGGGGGAAUCUUCAAUGAGCUGCAGUAAGAGCUGUGUUGGGGUGAUCACAAAUGCCUUUUUUGGUGUGUCUGAAUUAGCAGAGUUUUUUCUAAAAACGACAAGACAAGAUCUCUCUUGUUCUGGCUGUUUGGAAUUGUUAUUUUAUUAAACAUCCUUUAAUUUGGGUGUUGAUCAGAACCAAAGUAAAGAAUUUUGGUCAACUUCUCUAGCCAAAUUUGGUGACUUAUAUUGAAGCACCUUGUAGGGAACUACCUGGCAUGUAAUCUGGUUAAGUAAUAAAAUGGGAAUGACAACCUUCUAUGUUCUCCUUUCACUGGGAAAAUUCUAGGAGUUCUUAGUAUUUAUGACAGGCAUGUCAUAGUAUCAUGAUUUAUCCCAGUGGUAUUGACAGCUAUAAAUACAUGCGGUCAGAAGCUUGUCUUGUCAUAUAGCAGAUGUUGGGAAGAACUGCCAUCUCAUUUUUAACACAGGGCUAUCCAUCUGGAAGCAGCAGAGGGGCGGGUGAGGAGGUUUCCCUCCUUCAAUACAUUGUUUUUGCAUACUAUUCACUGGUACAUUUUGGGGGAAGAAAUUUGAUUUAUCCAUAGAAAGACGGAGGACUCUAAAUAGAUGGCUAAAUGGUUAACUGUAUAUAUGGAUAAUCAUACUUUAUGCAAAAUUCACCUCUGAUAUGAACUAUAUAGGUAUUGUUUUAAAGAAAACGUUAAAAAAGUCUGUCUUUAUUGGGAUAAAUGACUUGAUUACCAAAGUUGUGUAUCCUUCUUCAUCUCAAGCAGAAGUAACUGUUUCUGUGGCUAAAGCAGUAUUAGUAAUCAAGGUACAGUAUUUGUUUUGUUAACAUGUGAAAAAUACCUGAACAGGAUGAUGAAAUAUUGUGCACUUCUAGGCCUACACUCCAGUAUGUAAUGUGUAGUCAUGUCACUUGUAAAAAAGAUAAAUCACAAGCUUAUAUGGUGGACUUCCAUUAUUAUGACUGUAAAAAAAAAUUGAAAAUACAUAAAUUUAAUCAUGUAUAAUGGAAAAAUAAAUAGCUAGAAGAAAAGCUUA